CGUCCGAGCUCGGGCUAAUCUGGCCAGACCAUGGCGCCGCUCGCCGCCCUCGUCGGCCUGGGCUUGUCGCAAGCCGCGCCGUCGGCAAGCUGCAGCCACAUCCGUGAAAACACUAGCGUCUCCUUCACCAUUACCGAAAUUCGCGACUGGAACACCGGCGACGCCGAGCAGGCGCUGCUCACGAGACUCGAGGAGCAGUGCGGCGCAUCCCCGCAAAAUGGACCUGGGAGCAGCAGCCCGACGGGGUCCUCGUCACCUUCGAGAUGGCGUCGAGCACCUCGGUCCUCUGCGUUGGGGAUAGCAUCCAAUGGGCCGGCGGGCCAUACCUCACCUGUUGGGGGCCGAAAAGCACAUUAAGUGGCAAUCCGAAGAGUGGAAUACCGCCCGGUUAUUGUCCAGACGACCUAUAGGAGGCCGGACAUAUCGAUCCGAGUCAGUGUCAGUGGCGGCGCAGCCCAGCAAGGCGGUACCUAGGUGUCGCCUGGCAGGCCGGCAGCCCAUGUUCCGAUCGGUGACGCGCUUGAUUAGACGAACAGGAGCUUCUUGCGAGCGCGUUGGGACGGGUGUUCGAGAUGGAUGCUUGGCGAGCAGGAGAGAAAGUCUAUCAAGGCCGGCGGCGCACAGACAGAUGACAGCCAAAAAAAGUGUGGGGCACCCACGCUGCAUGCCUGGCGCUGAAACCGCGCUCCAUCGCAGAUCUGCCCCGCUGGGCUGGGCUGUGCAGUGGCUGAUGGGGAUGGAAGAAUAGGGAGGAAAGAGAAAGGAGGUGAGUGGAAAGAGAGGAGGAAAAGAAAGAACAUGUCGGCACUGACGCCAAAAUAAAACACGUUCGGAUUAUUGCCUCAUUGCCGCGACGCUCCCAUCAUGUCAGUGCAGCACCAAGAUCCGAUGUGCACUGAAACCCGCCCCGGCUGUCACAUCUUCUGGCCCCUGUCAUUUGCGCUCCAGGCUCCUUCUCUUUGGGCCACUACACAGUAGCUCGCCCGAGACGCGUAUUGACGACCUCGGCAUUUGCGCUGGGAUAUGCCGGUAGGUUUGGGAAGCGAGCACCCAAGACCCAGGCCCAGGUUUCGACCCGCCCCUCCAGACGAUCCUGUUUCGCUCUCGCCGCCCCCGCCCGACUCCCCCUGCCCGCGCGCGGGGACGGGGCAGAAGGUCGAUCCCCAUAUAGGCCAAACGUCCUGCGCUCUCCCGGCUGCGAACCGGGCUCCCUCCACUGGUGCGCCAUCGAAACGAAGCCUGUCCCCGAGCUCGACACACAACGAGCCCUGCCGACAGAACCCAGAGAUGCAGUUCUUCAGGAGAGACGACGGGCCGCGGCUCCCUACCAGGGAACCGCUGCCGAUGGCGCCGGCGCCCUCCCUAAGCCCCGAGACCAACUUCCAACCCUUCAACUGGCGCCGAUACGUCACGACGCCCAAGUGGAUCACGAUACACAUAAUAACCAUCAUCACCAUCGUCCUGACGGUGCUCGCCGCCGUCUACAACAAAGAGCUGAUCCAGUCCCUGAGGCCAUGGUCCGAAAAGGUCCGCGUCAUCCCCGGCGGCUGGCUGAUACCCAUCGUCAUCAUGGUCGUCAUCUCGUUCCCGCCGCUGUUCGGCCACGAGAUCAUCGGCGUGCUCUGCGGCAUCGUCUACGGCCUGUGGGUGGGCUUUGGCAUCGUGGCCGCCGGCACCUUUUUCGGCGAGGUCGGCACCUGGUUCGCCUUCCGCGGCCUGCUCCGCACCCGGGCCGAGCGCCUGGAGCGCACCAACCUCACGUACGCGGCGCUGGCGCGCAUGACGCGCGAGGGCGGCUUCUGGAUCGUGCUCGCCAUCCGCUUCUCGGUGAUCCCGUCGCACAUCUCGACGGCUGUCUUUUCUACCUGCAACGUGCUCUUCUGGCACUUUGCCGUCUCGACCUUUUUGACGCUGCCCAAGCAGGUCGUGCUCGUCUACAUCGGCACCCUGCUGGCCGACGAGAAGGAGCGGUCGUCGCCGACGGCCCACGACGCCGAGCGCACCGAGCGCGCCAUCAAGGGCGUCGUCAUCGGCGUUACCGGCCUGCUAACGCUAGUGCUGGGCGUCUGGAUCUGGAACCGCAUGCGCGGCAUCAAGAGGGUGCUGCUGGCCGAGCAGGACCGGCGCCGGAGCGACCUCGAGAUCGACAGCAUCAAGGAUGCUGAGAGGACGCUGGCCCCGCUAAACUGAGCGUCGGUCUGGUCGGCUUGUAUUUUAUCUGUAUCACCAACCUCAUGACUUUGUGUAUGAUUUAUAUAUAUAUGCUAGCGGCGGGUUCCAGCGUGAAGCAGGCGGCGCAUGUGCGGGAAACCAUCUCGGCUGUGCGAUCCUAUAGAGCCACGCCCGGCAAAUCAAGGCUGCUUGCCAUGCAUUCUGUUUUGUACGUGAGCGCGCAGUUGCGCAGCAACGCGACCUGGCACUUGGGAAACGUA
This is a messenger RNA of Gaeumannomyces tritici R3-111a-1, 2432 nucleotides long. RefSeq lists its product as hypothetical. The record is from RefSeq and is a predicted model, not a curated record. The coding region runs from base 1024 to 2190 and encodes 388 amino acids. The transcript has 4 exons. NCBI's taxonomy places the organism in Eukaryota, Fungi, Ascomycota, Sordariomycetes, Magnaporthales, Magnaporthaceae.